Aspergillus bombycis is the source of this 1563-nucleotide messenger RNA. RefSeq names its product Zn(II)2Cys6 transcription factor domain-containing protein. Gene Ontology annotation, biological process: regulation of DNA-templated transcription. Lineage: Eukaryota; Fungi; Ascomycota; Eurotiomycetes; Eurotiales; Aspergillaceae. The transcript is spliced from 3 exons. The record is from RefSeq and is a predicted model, not a curated record. Bases 1 to 1563 code for a protein of 520 amino acids. Gene Ontology annotation, molecular function: zinc ion binding; DNA-binding transcription factor activity, RNA polymerase II-specific.
AUGGUGGGGGUGGCAGGGAAGUCCAAGGGCUGCAACACAUGUCGAAAGCGAAAGGUUGCGUGCGAUCAGGAAAGACCGGCCUGUGCUCGGUGCACCCGGUCAAACCGAGUAUGUGGUGGAUACGAAAGAGAGAGAGUCUUUGUAUUGGUUCAACCGGCUGCCGAAAAGAAACAUAUCUUUCUUAAACCGCACUCGUUGGAGGUCAGUUCACAUUCGAAGGUCCUGCAGAACGGGUCCGAGGCAUUGGAGCUGCUGCCAGCCAGUACUCGCGUCCGAAGUCACGAAGCCUUUUAUUCCUUUGCUGAAAGGGGCAUGGCAUAUGUCGCGAUGCAAAACCGUAAUGAACGGCAUAGCUUAAUCCAGGCAUUUCUCUCAACCUGCUUUCCGGCUCAACACCCCCCUUCAACAUCCCGAUCAUGGAUAUCAUUGCUUGGAGAGCUGCCGACGGGAGGCAACGCGCUGGAUUUAUCCAGUGCUGCUAUCGCUGCCUCAGUCAUAGGGCGCAGUUUUCAGAACAAUACACUGAUCAGAGAAAGCCUUAAGCUCUACACACAAGGCCUUCAACAGCUACAGCGCGCUUUGUGGGACCCCAACCUCAUGCGAGAAGACGGAACUCUUGCGGCGUGUAUGGCCCUCAGUCUUUAUGAAGCUCUAGAAUGUCCGAGUGCCGGAUCCGACGGGUACUUUAGCCACUGCAAGGGCAUAUUAGCUUUGGUUCAAGCUCGCGGCGUAUAUGCACACUCCUCGGGUGCGGGGCAUCAAUUGUUUCUCGGUGUCAGAAUUCCGGGGAUCUUAUAUGGCUUGGAAUGCCAAACUCCAAAUUUCCUAUUUGACUCCAUCUGGAUAGAGCAGCCCUGGAGAGGAACCCAGAAACCCUUCUUCCAUCAGGUAGCCGAUUGUCUCUCACAAGCCCCUAGUAUUUUACAACGUGUACAAACCUUGCCCCACCUGAGCCCUGAUCAGCAGGCCCAGCUGAUUCACGACCUGGUUCGUGAGUGCUGGCAAAUUGACGGGAGUCUAGAUAGAAUCUAUGAUGAGAUGCACUUUGCCACUUCAGAGCCCCUUUAUUGGCUAGUGCCAUCUCAGAGCAAUCUCUGCGCAGUAACUGGACCAUGCAGAAAUCUCUUCCCAGUGUCUUUCUGUUUCACUGACCCUGAAAGCGCCACAACACUCAUCUUACUCUGGGCGGUACGAGUAAUGCUUUGGUCGGGGCUUUGCAAUCUAUAUCGCAUCCCUAUACCCGAGAUAUCUGUGGAUCGUGUCGUUCAUACCAGCCCUGUCAACACUUCUACUGGUGAAAUAUUUGAACCACUACCCCCUCUCGGCCACCGGUUAGAUUAUCCUGCUAUGGUUCACCACGUCUGCCAAUCUGUGGAAUAUCUUUUGCAAGAUGAGCUGCUGCUGGCUGGUCCGUUAUCAGUUAGCCUAGCACUUGGAAUUGUUAUUGAUACCAUCCGGGAAGAACCCCGGUGUGUUCAAGAGGCUACGUGGCUACAGACUGCACUGGAAGUCGUUCAACGGAGGGGUUUAGGUGUCCUGAAAUAUGCCCGUUCAGGGCGAUAG